UCUUGGAUGCUGAAAUGUUUGACUUGAUGCACCAAAAUGGGGAUUACACACAUUUUUACUUCUGUUACAGAUGGUUCUUGCUUGAUUUCAAAAGAGAACUAUUAUAUGAUGACGUGUUCAGUGUUUGGGAAACUAUUUGGUCUGCCAAGCAUGUUGCAUCAAGCCAUUUUGUCCUGUUCAUUGCACUUGCUAUGGUAGAGUAUUACAGAGAUAUUAUUCUGGAAAAUAAUAUGGACUUCACUGAUAUUAUAAAGUUCUUUAAUGAAAUGGCUGAAAGGCAUGAUGCAAAAGCUGUGUUGAAGAUUGCCAGGGAUUUAGUUCGGCAGAUACAAACACUGAUUGAUAAUAAAUGAAACAGGUGUAAUGGAUUUUAAAAAAUACGAAUUAACAUGCAAAUAAAACAUUUUGUUUUUUAUCUGAACAAAGGACAUAAGUGUGGGCUUUGAUUAUUUAUUCAGUCAUUGCCUAGUUUCCAAAUGAACUAAAAUACUUAAAACUAUUUUCUCAUAGAAAGUCCAGUUAUGUUGCAGAAUUGUAUGUACAGUACAAAGUCUUUGAUCCGGACUCGUCGGGAUUUCGGCGAUUCCGGUUAAGGGGUUUUUCCGGAUUAUAGAUCGUCAAUUUAAAUCUGGUAAGAUGGCAGAAAUUAUAAA
Stegodyphus dumicola is the source of this 653-nucleotide messenger RNA. RefSeq names its product small G protein signaling modulator 1-like. Gene Ontology annotation, biological process: activation of GTPase activity. Gene Ontology annotation, molecular function: GTPase activator activity. The record is from RefSeq and is a predicted model, not a curated record. NCBI's taxonomy places the organism in Eukaryota, Metazoa, Arthropoda, Arachnida, Araneae, Eresidae.